UGUAGUGCUGCUUGAGAACAAUAGCAGCGAACUGCGGAAGGAAAUUAGAGCCGUUUAACCGGGACCAAUACAGCAGGCGGCAAAAGCAAAGCGGUGUUGCAGCCGUUUCAGCGCCUUCGUGCAGUAAGUGCGUCGUGCUUUGUUGGCACCGUUGUUUGCAAUUGAUUUAUUUUGCAUCCACCGACAGGACACUCCGUCGGUUACGGCUGAGAGGACAUCUGCACGCAGUACACUGUUUAUCAUCACCGCGACCCAGUAACCGCGGCAGACGGUGUUGCGUUUGCAACCAGAUUGGAUUAACUUCCUGCUGCGAUAUGGCGCGUGGAAACAACACGGAGGGGAACGAGCUGCUGUUUAGCUUAGAGGAGCCCCGCUAAGGAUCACUGUUACCUCAGUGAAACAAACUAGUUCUGAGGCACACCGAGGGACCAGUGGGGCAUGAGCUGUGGGCGCUCGGCUAACAAAUACCGGAUUUUAACAGCCCUAUUUUCAAAAUAAAAGCCGUCGUUUAUUAACAGACCUGCGUGAGAAACAGCUGAACGGACACGCAUUAAAAAUACUGAGAGGAAGCACAGCAGGUAUCGCGACAUGAGCGACUCCGGGGAUGCAGCAAGUGUUCCCGGCUUCUCCUCCCCGAGCAGCGGGCUGGGGAGAGCACUCGCGGCCCGGGUCAGGACUCUGACCUCCCCACCUCCGCCUGGAAGACUGACGUCCCUCAGAACCCGGGACCUGACGCUGGGGGGAGGCUUCAAAAAGACUAAGAAAACCUUUGAGCCUAACGUCCACGCCGUGAGGAAGAGUAAAGACGAGCUAAAGGAGGAGAUCCACGUGGCUCCGAAAAAGGAGAGAAGAGAUAGGAAUGAGCGGAGGAGAGAGAGCAGAGGGAGGAGGAAGGAGCGGCCUCAGACCAUCCAGUCCCACUCCAUCUUUGAACAGGGUCCUGCUGACAGCGUGUGCAAAACAGGCUGGCAUGGUGCUACACACCUGCAGGAGUCUGCCACCUCUCCUGUCUGCAAACUGCUCAAGAAAGAGACAAAGGAGGAAGAGGAAGAUGAGAUACUCGGUAAACUUCAGCGAGAUGAUUUCAUCGAUGAUCCGGGUCUGAGGAAUGAUGCAAAGCUGAAGCCCAUCCAGCUGCCUCUGUGUCAGUCCAGCAGUCGCACUCUGACCUCCAGGACACGUCCAGAGAGGCCCACUGUGUUCAGACCUCAGUCCUGUGCAGGGACCAGCAGGACCGAGCGGCCUAAAUCAGAGCAGCCGUCGCUGGUAGAACUGCUGCAGGAUCUCAGCCUGUCCGGCAGGGAGGAGCUCUUCUUCAUGCAGCUGCCCGACUGCAUGCCAGGUAGAGCGUCUGGAGCGAAGGUCGACCUGGCUCCUGGGCCUGCAGCAGAGACGCCUGCAACAAAGGAGGGCAAGCAUGAAGUGAAGAGGACUCCACAUCUUCAAGCAAAAAGUGCAGUGAAAGAGGGCUGUCCUGUGCUCUCGCAGUUCCCAGAAGGAUUUCUGGGUAAGCUGCAGAUCAGGAAGUCCGGAAAGGUGGAGCUGAAGCUGGGUGACAUCAUCAUGGACGUCUCAGAGGGAGCUGCAUUCUCCUUCCUGCAGCAACUGGUGUCUGUGCGUCUGUGUGAUGGGCGGACUGGAGAUAUGAUGGUGCUGGGAAACGUCCAUCACAAACUGGUUUUAUCUCCGGACUUCCAGGCUUUACUGGGCCAAGCUGCAUCACAGCAGCCUCCGGGCCCCUGAGGGUCUCCCUGCAGGUGACCCGUAGACACUGUAGGAGGAGAAACUGCAGUAAAUGUGUUGGGAAGAACAGUCUGAGGGUACACUGCUGAGAGUCACCAUCAAGGUAACAUGCAUCUGUGUUUAAAUCAUGUGAAGUCUUUGAAAUGAAUCUUUUUAGAACACAGACGUUUCCCUCUCUGGGAUGAAGAUAUCAGCGCAGUAAAAUGGGCCAUGAACCAUCAGCCUGCUGACCACAAGGACCAUCAUAGUGUGUCACUCACACGGGCUGUCACAAGGCCUGAUGCAGCAGUACAGUAUCUGGAUGCUGAGCUGUAGUAAAAAUGUCACCACAGGGUUUUUCCCAUUUAAAGAGCAGCUUCUGCAAUGACCCAGGAUGUGUGACAGACUCCUCCCACCAGAGGAUGGCUGUGGGUCUCAGACACAUGGGUGUGUCUUAAUGGGGACCAGUGCCUGCUGAGUGGUUGGAUUCAACAACAAGUACUUAACCACCAGAUGACACCACCUGGCCCUCUCCUCCACCCAACAGCCUGUUACCGAGUGUUGCUUUGAGUGUCUGACUGAACACGUGGCCAGCUGGUAUAUUAGUAUCAGCUGAUUUGUGUCUGGUGCUAGGACAUUGACCUUCGUAAAUGAGGUCAUUUGUAACCCGUCCACUGUACAUGUGUAUGUAGUCCAGUGGUCGGAGCGAGAAGCCUUUCUGUUGAACCCAGGUCUGUUUGUCAAAGUAAAACUUUAUAUAAACUGUU
Molecule: messenger RNA, 2489 nt
Organism: Pundamilia nyererei
Lineage: Eukaryota; Metazoa; Chordata; Actinopteri; Cichliformes; Cichlidae
Product: DNA-directed RNA polymerase III subunit RPC4
Exons: 8
Coding region: 589-1743 (384 amino acids)
Biological process (GO): tRNA transcription by RNA polymerase III
Cellular component (GO): RNA polymerase III complex
Molecular function (GO): DNA binding
Source: RefSeq, a predicted model, not a curated record